AUGAAGUUUCCAUCAAGCGAAGAUAUGGACAAUAUUACUAAUGAUUUUUGGACCAAAUGGGGAUUUCCUAAUUGCUCUGGUAGCAUUGAUGGUAAACGUAUACGAAUUAACGCACCAGUGCAUUCUGGCAGCAUGUUCCGUAAUUAUAAGUGCUUUUUCUCAAUUGUAUUGCAAGCUGUUGUGGAUGCAAACUAUAGAUUUCUUGCUAUAGAUGUGGGAGCCUAUGGUAAAGAGAGUGACGGUGGAAUAUUUUCGCAUUCAAAUCUUUCACAACAAUUGGAAAAUGGUGCUCUCAACGCAAACCAAGAAAAAGUAUUACCUGGAAGUAACAUAGCUUUGCCUCACUUCUUAGUUGGUGAUGAGGCUUACCCGUUAAAAACAUAUCUAAUGCGCUCUUAUCCGCAAAAAAAUUUGGGCCCAGAAGAAGAAAUAUUUAACAAACGCUUAACAAAUGCAAGGCAAGUUGUUGAGUGUGCCUUUGGUAUUUUGAGUAGCAAGUGGCGAUUGUUAUUAAAAGCAAUUGAGGUAUUUCCAUUUCUUCGGAUAUUUCUCGCCAUGCCUUGCGAUGAAGGUCACGUAAGUGAUACCUUGAAUCGCUUUGAUCCCACAAACACAUAUGUUGGUAAAUUAAAUUAA
Molecule: messenger RNA, 636 nt
Organism: Myzus persicae (green peach aphid)
Lineage: Eukaryota; Metazoa; Arthropoda; Insecta; Hemiptera; Aphididae
Product: protein ALP1-like
Exons: 2
Coding region: 1-636 (211 amino acids)
Source: RefSeq, a predicted model, not a curated record